AUGAAUAAAUUACUCGCUUUAUUGCUCGUAGCUUUAUUGGUUUGCCAAGCAACUGCUUUCUCUUUCAGACUCUCUGAUAGCGGUGAAGACAGUGGUGAAGACAAAGGUGAAGAUCAAGGUGAAUUCUCUGGAAGCUGGUAUGAACAAGUAAACACUGAUCAAGGUGAAGCUGUUGACUAAGGUGAAUACCACGGAAAUUACUUCUUCUACGACAACGGUGAAAUUAACAUUACUGCUUUCUACCAAAAGAGCAGCUACAAUCGUGAAGACCAUGGUGAAUACAUUUAUGACUCUGAUAAACUCUAUGACAAUGGUGAGUUAUUACACGUUGGUCAAGCUGGUCAUCUUUCCAAAGAAUAAGUUUCUAACCUCGUCUUAAAGAGACUCAGAAAUAAGUCAAACUGA
Molecule: messenger RNA, 405 nt
Organism: Tetrahymena thermophila SB210
Lineage: Eukaryota; Ciliophora; Oligohymenophorea; Hymenostomatida; Tetrahymenidae
Exons: 1
Source: RefSeq, a predicted model, not a curated record